Nannospalax galili (Upper Galilee mountains blind mole rat) is the source of this 875-nucleotide messenger RNA. RefSeq names its product protein-lysine methyltransferase METTL21E. The record is from RefSeq and is a predicted model, not a curated record. Gene Ontology annotation, molecular function: protein-lysine N-methyltransferase activity. The transcript has 4 exons. The coding region runs from base 1 to 822 and encodes 273 amino acids. Gene Ontology annotation, biological process: peptidyl-lysine methylation. NCBI's taxonomy places the organism in Eukaryota, Metazoa, Chordata, Mammalia, Rodentia, Spalacidae. Gene Ontology annotation, cellular component: cytosol; cytoplasm.
AUGGAUGCUAAACUAGAUGCUGUAUCUACUAAGGGCAUUGUGUCCAUUACCUUACAAGAGACCAGGGAAGAUGAGGAUGACACGCAGACGGUCGCUGAGAUCAUGGCAAGAUGUUUUAUUCCAACUCUGAUAACAACCAGUUCCUGGGAAGGCUUUCACUUUGUUGGUCAUGAGAUUCGGAUUACUGAGGCCACAGAUUGUUAUGGUGCCGUGGUUUGGCCAUCGGCUCUUAUUCUAUGCUAUUUCCUGGAAACACAUGCAAAGCAAUUUAACAUGGUUGAUAAAAAUGUGAUUGAAAUUGGAGCUGGCACAGGGUUAGUUUCCAUCGUGGCAAGUUUACUUGGUGCUCGAGUGACUGCCACAGACUUACCUGAAUUACUUGGAAACCUACAAUAUAAUAUUUCUCGAAACACCAAAAUGAAAUGCAAGCAUUUGCCUCAGGUUAAAGAACUCUCCUGGGGAGUAGCUUUAGAUGAAAACUUCCCCAAGUCUUCUAACGAUUUUGACUAUAUCCUGGCAGCAGAUGUUGUGUAUGCCCAUCCUUUCCUGGAAGAGCUCCUCAUUACCUUUGAUCAUCUCAGCAAAGAGGUUACCACCAUCCUCUGGGCCAUGAAAUUCAGAUUGGAGAAGGAAAAUAAAUUUGUAGAUAGAUUUAAGGAGCUGUUUGACCUGGAGGAAAUUUCCAGUUUCCCUAGCCUGAAUAUUAAAUUGUACAAAGCUAUGAAGAAAAAAUCAGAGGCGUGCAUAAUAUCCAUAAAUGAGGACACUGAAGUGCCAAGGCAGUUCCUAGUGGAUUAUAGCUUUAAAGGAAACCUGAAAUAAACUGAUGUACCACUGACUUUCCCAAGGGCACACACACACACACACACACACAC